Messenger RNA from Uloborus diversus, 1305 nucleotides. RefSeq names its product nuclear receptor subfamily 2 group E member 1-like. The record is from RefSeq and is a predicted model, not a curated record. Gene Ontology annotation, molecular function: nuclear receptor activity; zinc ion binding; RNA polymerase II cis-regulatory region sequence-specific DNA binding. The transcript has 5 exons. Bases 1 to 1305 code for a protein of 434 amino acids. Gene Ontology annotation, biological process: regulation of transcription by RNA polymerase II; anatomical structure development; cell differentiation. NCBI's taxonomy places the organism in Eukaryota, Metazoa, Arthropoda, Arachnida, Araneae, Uloboridae.
AUGAACGAGAAACCCGAGUCGCUGUGCCGCGUGUGCGGGGACAAGGCUUCGGGGCGGCACUACGGCGUGCCGAGCUGCGACGGGUGCCGCGGGUUCUUCAAGCGCAGCAUCCGGAGGAACCUGGAGUACGUGUGCAAGGAGCAGGGGCGCUGCGUCGUGGACGUGGCGCGCAGGAACCAGUGCCAGGCAUGCAGGCUCAAGAAGUGCCUCUCGGUGGCCAUGAGGAAGGAGGCAGUGCAGCACGAACGCGCGGUCCCGUUCACAACCACGCCGCCGCUCCCGACUGGUCAGCAGUUCGUCCGAUGCGUCCGGUCCCUGCUACAUCCCGACAUCCGGGACCCUGAGGGGCCCCCUGGGCCUGGGGGCCUAUUUGUGCGCCCCCCCGCGUCCGCCCCGACUGCCGACCCUACAGCCGCAGCCGAAUCGCUUUCCGGAGGACCCGAUGAAGAAGGGAUCGUCAGGAUGGAAGCAGCGCCCAGGCUGCCUGAUCUGAAAUCAUCCACCCCACCACCACCGUUGAAGAAACCCACCGCCGAAGACUGCGCCACCAGUGACGAAUCUCGCAACUCUUCGCCAGCCGACAACCACCGGCCCAGCCCGACCUCUACAGUCCAGUUCCCGCCCCUGUACCACAGGAUCGUCCCUCCAGACCCCAGACCCAGGGCCUACAUGUCCGUGGGGCCCCCCAGCACCUUGCCCCCUGCUUUCCUCGGGCCCUUCCCGCCAAAUCCUCUGGACACCGCCUACGAAGCAGCAGCCAAGUUACUCUUCUUCUCCAUCCGAUGGAUGAGGGGCAUCCCAUCGUUCCUCCAGUUGGGAUUCAGGGACCAAGCGAUCCUUUUGGAAGAGUCGUGGAGCGACAUCUUCGUCCUCAGUGCUGCCCAAUGGGGUUUCCCAUUGCAAGAAGGUUUCCUUUCCUUUGCUACGAUGGUAUCUCCAGAGAGGCGACCCCUGGUGGCGAAUCAGCUCCACCAGAUGAAGAAUGUGAUGUCGCAGUUGAUUUCCCAACAGGUGGAUCAUACAGAAUUCUCCUGUCUCAAGGCGCUCAUACUCUUCCGGCCAGAAGCCAGUGGCCUCCGAGAUCCCCUCCAAGUGGAACUGCUUCAGGACCAGACCCAGCUGAUGCUGCACGAGUACGUGCUGACGAAACAGCCGCCCUCGAAGGUCAGGUUCGGCAAGCUGUUGCUCAUCCUGUCCCUCGCCAGGAAAGUGCACUCUUCCGUCGUCGAGGAGGUCUUCUUCAGGAAGACCAUCGGUUCGGUGCCCAUCGAGAGGCUGCUGUGCGACAUGUUCCAAGCCGCAUGA